Molecule: messenger RNA, 1413 nt
Organism: Dama dama (fallow deer)
Lineage: Eukaryota; Metazoa; Chordata; Mammalia; Artiodactyla; Cervidae
Product: forkhead box protein D4-like 1
Exons: 2
Coding region: 97-1335 (412 amino acids)
Biological process (GO): cell differentiation; anatomical structure morphogenesis; regulation of transcription by RNA polymerase II
Molecular function (GO): RNA polymerase II cis-regulatory region sequence-specific DNA binding; DNA-binding transcription factor activity, RNA polymerase II-specific
Source: RefSeq, a predicted model, not a curated record
AGCGUCUCCGCUUCUUGGAACACUCAACACAGGCUUCCAGCCCGGAGCCAGGUGAGCGGCCGCUACCUCCCCGGCAUCUGCAGAGCCUGCUCCUCCAUGAACUUGCCUAGAGCUGAGCGCCUUCGCCCCACACCUCCGCUCAGCCUCCGGGGUUCCGAUGGGGAAGACUGUGAGAUCGAUAUCCUGGGAGAGGGGGAAGAUGAAGAGGAGGAGGAAGAUGAGGAACCCGAGGGAAGCCAGCGGUUCCCAGAGCCUCUACACCAGCCGCAGCCGCAGGAGGCGCGGCUGGGCGCUGGCGCGCUUCCGGGAGAGCGCACCGAGAGCAUUGGCGGCCCAAGCAACUCUUCCGAAUUCUGCCCCAAGUUCGGGGUCUCGACGGGGUCUGCAGCGGCCUCUCGGGACGCCCAGCAGCCGGCGAAGCCCCCCUACUCUUACAUCGCGCUCAUCACCAUGGCCAUUCUGCAGAGCCCGCACAAGCGCCUCACGCUUAGCGGCAUCUGUGCCUUCAUCAGUGGCCGCUUCCCUUACUACCGCCGCAAGUUCCCCGCCUGGCAGAACAGCAUCCGCCACAACCUCUCCCUCAACGACUGCUUCGUCAAGAUUCCCCGCGAGCCAGGACACCCGGGCAAGGGCAACUACUGGAGCCUGGACCCCGCCUCCCAGGACAUGUUCGACAACGGCAGCUUCCUUCGGCGCAGGAAGCGCUUCAAGCGCCACCACCCACCUCCCGGAGCCCACCUACACCACCCCUUCCCCCUACCCGCUGCACCCGCUGCCCUGCACGGCCCCUACCCGGGCAUGCUGCUCGGGUCACCGACCCCGCCGCAGCCUGUCCCUGGGGCCUAUACCGCCUCCACCCCCGGGAGCCGCCCGUGCGCGCUGCUACAUCCUCACCCCCUCCGCUACCUGCUGCUCUCCGCCCCGGCCUACGCUGAGGUUCCCAGGAAAGCUCAAGGCGAGGAUCUGGGGACCCCCGGCGCCCUUCCGGCGCUGCAGCCCACGUUAGACUUCCAGCCAUGGGAAGAGAGCAAGGGGCCGGCGUCGCGGCCAGCUGGCGGAUGCACCUCCUUCAGCAUCGAGAGUAUCAUGCAAGGGGUCCCCGGAGCGGGUGCAGGCGCUGCGCAGAGUCUGCCCGCGACCCCGUGGGGUUACUGCCACCUGCUGCAGCGUUCGCCGUGCCUGUUGCAUCCUCAGGCCGACAAUUUUGAAGCAGCAGCAGCAGCAGCAGCAGGAUUGUACCAGCGGCUGCGCUCCCAGCAAGGGCGCUCUGCUGGGCCGUCACCUGUCCGCCACCUAGGCGCAGCUAGGGUGUCAGUCCGGAGCAGAGGGUUCUAGGCUGACGUCGCUGGUCGCCUUUUCGGGCGGAGAGGGGACCUCACCGGCCUUUUGAAUAGCAUCCACACCUGUCCCGGA